AUGAAUUGGAUCUCGCCACGUAGCUACCGGCCAGCGUGUUCAAGCAAAGACCUUUGCCACAAUGCUAAGUCGAAGCGCUCGGCGGCAGUCAACUUUGUCACCAGCCAUCGGAGGAGGCGUCGGCACUUCAUAUCGCUAAGUCCUACGUUCGAUCAAUCUUUCGCGCGACAAGGAGUGAGUGAAAGUAUGAUCCAGCUCGCCUAUCUGGCUGGCCGCUUCCUCUCGCUUAUACAUCCGUUAUCUCCGCCAACGAACAACCACCUAUCGUCCUUAUCGAGUUCCUCACGCAAAAGCUACAUCAGGAGGAACCAACUUAUCAUAGACCAUGCUGAACAGAUUGCCCCAUCAAGCAUUGGUAUCGCAAGAUGUGGCUAUAUGCCCUUGCCAGCAACAGCUGCGCGAUAUUCCGUCUUCUGGCAUACGCUUCUUCGUCCUUGCACCUCCUGGCAGGCUAAGAUGGCAGAAAACGAUGCUAUGAAAGUGCUGCCUGCUGGAGCAGGCUAUGCUAUUGUCAUCGGCAUUGGUGGGGUAUUCGCUGCCAUCAUGCGAGCGAUCACUUGCCUACAGAAUCGCUAUACAGGCUUCUCGUCGAAGCAGGCUGAAGAGUUCAACACUGCCUCAAGAUCGGUGAAGCCAGGUCUCAUUGCUUCUGGUAUAGUUUCCUCGUGCACAUGGUCGGCAACGCUUCUAACCAGCUCGACUUUCGCAUAUUCGUACGGAGUCUGUGGUCCAAUGUGGUACGGCGCUAUGGGCACCUUGCAGAUCCUACUCUUUGCCCUAAUUGCCAUAAAGAUCAAGGCCAACGCACCAGGAGCGCACACCUUUCCGGAGAUCCUUCUGGCGAAGCACGGAAAGGUCGCUCACCUAACGUACCUGUUCUUUGGACUCUGCACCAAUAUGCUGGUAGGAGCAUGCUUGGUACUCGGCGGCUCACAGGUGGUCUCCGCUCUCACUGGCAUGAAUGUCUAUUCAUCGUGCUUCCUCAUACCGUUGGUGGUCGCUGCUUGUGUGGUUGCUGGUGGGCUGAGGUCCACAUUCAUCGCUGAUUACAUCCACACUGCAGUCCUGUUUGUGGCAAUCUUCGUCUUUAGUUUCUGCUUAUAUGCAACGAGUGACCUGGUUGGCUCGCCAAGCAGACUUUACGAUCUGCUCCUCGACGCAUCCGAGAACAUGCCCAUUGCGAAGAACGCUGGCAACGGGUCGUACCUGGCGUUCCGAUCAGUUGAUGGCUUGGUGUUCGCGAUCGAUCUCUUCGCGGCUGGGUUCUCGACAGUAUGGCUCGAUCAGGCAUAUUGGCAAAGAGCAAUCGCCUCCCGGCCUGAAAGCAGUGUCAAGGCAUAUCUUCUUGGCGGCGUCGCCUGGUACGGUAUCCCGUUCGGCUUCGCUACAGCCAUGGGUCUCGGCUGCGCAGCUUUGACUAGGAAUCCAAGAUUUCCCACAUACCCAGACGCACUGUCUGCAGCCCAGAACAACGCCGGACUGUCCUCCGCCGGCCACAGCGAUCACUCUGCUUGGACCUGGUGGCGUGGUACUGAUGUUGAUACUGCUCUUCAUGGCAGUGACAUCAAUUCGCUACUUACCUUCGACGUGUACAAGACGUACGUCGAACCGGAUGCACCAUCUUCCAAGCUGGUCAAGAUAUCGCAUUACGGUAUCAUGACAUAUGCGCUGGUCCUUGCAGCUUUCUGCUGCAUCCUGAAUGCGGUCGGGAUCAACCUCACCUGGCUUCUGACAGUGCUCGCCAUCAUUGUUGGCGGUGGUGCUGUACCUGUAGGACUCGUGCUCAUCUGGAAACGCACAUCAACCGCUGCGGCUAUCGCCUCGCCAUGGAUUGGUCUGGCUUGCGGUCUGAUAGCUUGGUUCAUCACUGCCUGGAAAAGAUCGGGCGAGAUAUCGAUCACGAGCACGGGAGACACCACCAAUGCUGUGGCCGGAAAUAUCACGAGCUUCGGCGUUGGUUGGGUGACCUAUGUCAUCCUGACCUUACUGUCUCCAGCAAAGUACACCAGCACCGAUGCUCGACAUAUCGAGCGUAGCAACAAGAUCCAAGGUAUCAUGAACCCAACAUCGUUCCCUGCGACACUAAGUGGGAGUGCCACGACUCAGAUCAGCGAGGUGGCAUCCGAGAAGAAGCAAUUACCGGGACCUGCUGCGGCGGAAGAGCCAGCUACCCUAGCCCUUACCGGCAAUGACCUCGUUGACUUUCUCGAAACAUCACACAUCGAGCCAAUGGAUCCUGAAGCUGUCAAAAGCAGCGAGCGCAUUGCUAUUGGUGCGAAUGUGAUCUUCAUCUCGAUAGCUGUGAUCCUGGUUCCUUUUAUGCUAUUCGGGACUGGCUAUGUGUACAGUCGUGCCUUCUUUGAAGGAUGGGUCGUUGUCAGCUUCCUCUGGGUUUGGGUCUCGAUGAUCAUAUGCGUGAUAUACCCCGUCUUCGAAAGCACUGGAGCUCUGAAGGGGGUGUCUCUGGGACUAUGGCGGGAUUGCAUGGCCCUAUUUGGAACGAAGAGAUCACCAGCAGCACAAAGUGCUGGAGAUGCAUGA
Molecule: messenger RNA, 2541 nt
Organism: Fulvia fulva
Lineage: Eukaryota; Fungi; Ascomycota; Dothideomycetes; Mycosphaerellales; Mycosphaerellaceae
Product: Urea active transporter
Exons: 5
Coding region: 1-2541 (846 amino acids)
Biological process (GO): urea transmembrane transport
Cellular component (GO): plasma membrane
Molecular function (GO): urea transmembrane transporter activity
Source: RefSeq, a predicted model, not a curated record